AUGAUCUCCCACAAACUCUGCUGCUACGUCUCCAUCCUCGUAGUCCCCUUCCUUGCACAGCUCGCCUCCGGCGACGUGCUGUGGCAAGAAUGCGAUAACAGCCGGAACUACACGGCGAACAGCGCCUUCCAAUCAAACCUAAAGCAGCUCUCCUCCACCCUCCCAACUGAAUCCUCCUCAUCUCCCACCCUCUUCGCUACCGCCGCCGUAGGUGCCAUCCCGGACACCGUGUACGCGCUCUCGCUCUGCCGUGGCGACACCACCAACGCCUCCGCCUGCGGCGACUGCGUCGCCAAUGCCUUGCGGGACGCGCAGCAGGUGUGCUCGUACAACAUGGACGUGACCAUCUACUACGACACCUGCUACCUCCGCUUCUCCAACCAGAACUUCGUGACUUCCAUCGACAACACCAAACGGCACAUCAUGCCCAAUGGGGAGAACGUGACGUCGCUGGCCGCAACGUUCGACGCCGCCGUGGGUGUCCUCCUUGCCGCUGUUGCGGACUACGCAGCGCUGAACUCAUCCAAGCGGUUUGGCACAGGGGUAGAGGACUUCGACGUGAGCACCCCGAGAGUCUAUGCGCUGGCGCAGUGCACGCCGGACAUGGCACCGGCCGAUUGCCGGAGCUGCCUGGAGGGAAUAGUAAGGGUGAUGCCGAAGCACUUCAGCAGGCGGCAGGGAGGUAGGAUCCUGGGUUUACGGUGCAACUACAGGUUUGAGCUAUAUCCUCCGUUCUCCGGCAAUCCGCUUCUACACCUCCCAGCACCGUCCUCGGGCGUGAAACCAUCGGUAGAUGGAGAUGGAGAUUCUGGAAACUGGGAAAGCGUUCCAAACAUCAGUUUAUCCAUGCUUAAUCUGUCAACACUGGAAGUUGCAACUGAGAACUUUUCAGAAGGAAAUAAGCUUGGGGAAGGAGGGUUUGGUGCCGUUUACAAGGGAUCCCUUGCUGAUGGCCAAGAGAUAGCAGUGAAGAGACUGUCACAAGGUUCAGCACAAGGAAUAGCAGAGCUAAAAACUGAGCUGGUUUUGGUUGCUAAGCUUCAGCACAAAAACCUUGUGAGGCUUAUCGGCGUUUGUUUGGAAGAACACGAGAAGCUCGUUAUCUAUGAAUACAUGCCCAAAAGAAGCCUUGACACGAUUCUCUUUGAUCCUGAGAGGAGCAAGCAUCUUGAUUGGGGGAAGAGGUUCAACAUAAUAAAUGGAAUUGCCCGAGGUUUGCAAUAUGUUCAUGAAGAUUCUCAGUUGAAAAUAAUCCACAGAGACCUCAAAGCAAGCAAUGUUCUGUUAGACUCCGAUUUGAAUGUGAAGAUUUCAGACUUCGGUUUGGCGAGGUUGUUUGAAGGGGAUCAAUCAAAGGAUGUCACAAACAGAGUUGUUGGGACGUUGUAA
Triticum dicoccoides is the source of this 1389-nucleotide messenger RNA. RefSeq names its product cysteine-rich receptor-like protein kinase 10. The coding region runs from base 1 to 1389 and encodes 462 amino acids. Lineage: Eukaryota; Viridiplantae; Streptophyta; Magnoliopsida; Poales; Poaceae. The record is from RefSeq and is a predicted model, not a curated record. Gene Ontology annotation, cellular component: plasma membrane. Gene Ontology annotation, biological process: protein phosphorylation. The transcript has 4 exons. Gene Ontology annotation, molecular function: protein serine/threonine kinase activity; ATP binding.